AUGGACUACACGCAGUACAAGGGCAAGCCCUUCCAGAUCAUCUCAAAGAUGCAGGUGCGCUACUCUGGCGUACUUGAGGAUCUCGACCAGGAGACCCAGACCCUGUGUCUCUCUGAGGUUUACAACCACGGCACCGAGGACCGCCCCUGCCAGCGCGCCCUUCCCGGCUCCAACGUGUCUCUGGGAUGGGUUCGUUUCCACACCAACUCUAUCGAGUCGCUCGCCCUUGUGGAGAACUACCAGGCUCCUCGGAACGAUGACGCGCUGGUUGACCCCAUCCUGGCGUCUGUCAGCCAGACGGGUCCUGGACGCCAGGCUCCUCCACCCGCUGGACUUGCCUCUCUCCCCCCCAAGCCUGUCGCCUCUGCUCCCUCCAAUGCCCCUACCGACCGCGGCCAGCGCCCCGACUUUGCGGACAGCCGUCGUCGCCAAAAGCCACAGCCGCCCGCUGUCCCCGACGCCGAGUUUGACUUUACCAAGGGCAACGAGGUUUUCCAGAAGGAGCGCGAUGCGCACAAGUAUGCCGGCGACGUUCCCCAGGCGACUGAGAGCGAGGCUGUCGAGGUCGGCGAGCCCGAGCUCCAGCCGCACCCCAGCGCGAUUGCCAAGUCCCCCGUCCUUGACAGGCCUGAGCGCCAGGCGCCCGCUUACAGCAAGUCGAGCUUCUUCGACAACAUCAGCAACGACACGUCGCGUGUCAGCCGUGCGGACGAGCGUCACCGCAACUUUGACACCUUUGGCGAGGCUGGAGGACCUGACAACGCUGGUGCUGGUAUGCGCACUUAUGGUGGCUAUGGCCGUGGAGGAGGCUUUGGAGGAGGCCAGCGUGGUGGAGGCCAGCGUGGUGGUGGUGGUGGUGGUGGUGGUGGUGGUGGUGGUAGGGGUCGUCGCGGUGGUUAUGGGCAGAGCCAGCAGUAUGUGAACAGCAGUCAGUAG
Apiotrichum porosum is the source of this 936-nucleotide messenger RNA. RefSeq lists its product as uncharacterized. NCBI's taxonomy places the organism in Eukaryota, Fungi, Basidiomycota, Tremellomycetes, Trichosporonales, Trichosporonaceae. Gene Ontology annotation, cellular component: P-body. The transcript is spliced from 5 exons. The record is from RefSeq and is a predicted model, not a curated record. The coding region runs from base 1 to 936 and encodes 311 amino acids. Gene Ontology annotation, molecular function: mRNA binding. Gene Ontology annotation, biological process: cytoplasmic stress granule assembly; P-body assembly.